GUGACAGGCGCGUCAGGCAGUAAAGAUCCGCCCCUCGGCGGUGUUCAGCUGCGCUCUGUGCAUCACUCUCAAACGCUAAUUCCACCGGGACAGACGCAACUUCGGUCCGUGCGCGGAGCGGAGGAGACGCACACGAAAUGACACAAAUGGCUGCGCUUGUGUUCACAACGACUUUUGCGCUAAUAAUCUGGAUACCGACUUUCGCAUUAACCGCACGGGUCUACCCUCCUAAUGAAGUGACGCUGCUGGACUCGAGAACUGUGCAAGGAGAAUUGAAAUGGGUUGCGAGUCCGACGGAAGGAGGGUGGGAGGAAGUGAGCAUCAUGGAUGAGAAGAAUACGCCAAUCAGGACGUACCAGGUAUGCAACGUAAUGGAACCCAACCAGAACAACUGGCUCCGAACAGACUGGAUCCCCCGUGGCGGAGCUCAGCGUGUCUACAUCGAGAUCAAAUUCACUCUGCGUGACUGCAACAGCUUGCCAGGAGUCAUGGGUACCUGCAAGGAGACCUUUAACCUCUACUACUACGAGUCCAACAAUGACAAAGAGCGGUACAUUCGAGAGAACCAGUUCACCAAAAUCGACACCAUUGCGGCUGACGAGAGCUUCACGCAGGUGGACAUAGGAGACCGCAUCAUGAAGCUGAACACGGAAGUGCGGGAUGUGGGAAUUUUGACACGGAAGGGCUUCUACCUGGCAUUCCAGGAUGUGGGAGCCUGCAUCGCUCUGGUAUCCGUACGGAUCUUCUAUAAGAAAUGCCCCCUCACCGUACGCAACCUGGCCCAGUUUCCAGACACCACCACCGGGGCGGACACCUCAUCGCUAGUGGAGGUACGUGGAUCCUGUGUGGACAAUUCAGAGGAACGUGAGGUCCCUAAAAUGUACUGCGGCGCAGAUGGAGAAUGGCUGGUGCCUAUUGGAAACUGUUUGUGUAACCCUGGCUAUGAGGAACACGGAGGAACAUGCCAAGCCUGUAAGAUUGGUUACUACAGAGCACUGGCCACAGACGACAGCUGCUCUAAGUGUCCCCUGCACAGUUACUCCAUUAGGGAGGGAUCCACUUCCUGUGCCUGUGACAAAGGCUUCUUCAGGUCUGAGACAGACCCAGCUUCUAUGCCAUGCACACAGCCCCCGUCUGCUCCUCAGCACCUUAUUUCUAAUGUGAACGAGACCUCUGUGAAUCUGGAGUGGACUGCUCCAGCAUCCUCCGGUGGCAGGCAGGACCUCGCUUACAACGUCAUAUGUAAGCGGUGCAGCUCUGACGGUCAGCGCUGUCAGCCUUGCGGCAACGGCAUCCAUUUUUCGCCUCAGCAGCUGGGCCUACGCACCACCCGGGUAUCCAUAAAUGACCUGCAGGCUCACACCAACUACACCUUUGAGAUCUGGGCAGUCAAUGGGGUCUCCAAGCAGAGUCCCGGACCAGAACAGGCGGUGUCUGUGACGGUUACCACCAACCAAGCGGCUCCCUCUCCAGUUACCACCAUCCAGGCCAAGGACAUCACCAGACAUGCUGUGUCUUUGGCAUGGCAACAGCCUGAGAGACCCAAUGGAGUCAUUCUUGAGUACGAGGUCAAGUACUACGAGAAGGAUCAAAACGAGCGCAGCUAUCGCAUAAUGAAGACCUCUUCCCGAAAUGCCGAGAUCAAAGGCCUGAGCCCGCUAACCUCUUACGUGUUUCAUGUGCGUGCCCGUACUGCCGCUGGUUAUGGAGAUUUCAGCGCCCCCUUCGAAUUCAUGACCAAUUCAGUUCCUUCUCCUAUCAUCGGAGAUGGUGCUAACUCUACCGUGCUGUUGGUGUCUGUUAUCGGCAGUGUGAUUCUGUUGCUCAUCUUAAUCGGAGUCUUUAUCAUCAGCCGCAGGAGAAGCAAAUACAGCAAAGCCAAACAGGAUUCUGAUGAGGAGAGGCAUUUACAUCCAGGCACCUCUCUGCGUCUCUCCACAGGGGUUCGGAUCUAUGUGGACCCCUUCACCUAUGAGGACCCCAACCAAGCAGUCCGUGAAUUCGCUAAAGAAAUCGACGCCUCCUGCAUCAAGAUUGAAAAGGUCAUCGGCAUUGGAGAAUUCGGGGAGGUGUGCAGCGGUCGUCUCAAAUUGCCUGGAAAGCGCGAGAUCUGCGUAGCCAUAAAAACCCUCAAAGCAGGAUACACCGACAAGCAAAGGCGGGACUUUCUGAGCGAGGCCAGCAUCAUGGGUCAGUUCGACCACCCCAAUAUCAUCCGACUGGAGGGAGUCGUCACUAAAUGUAAGCCAGUUAUGAUCAUCACUGAGUACAUGGAGAAUGGAUCCCUCGAUGCCUUUCUCAGGAAGAACGAUGGGCGGUUUACUGUAAUUCAGCUGGUGGGCAUCCUGCGUGGAAUCGCUUCAGGAAUGAAGUAUCUAUCUGACAUGAGCUACGUCCACCGUGACCUGGCGGCACGCAACAUCCUGGUUAACAGUAACCUUGUGUGUAAAGUGUCUGACUUUGGCAUGUCUCGAGUUUUGGAGGAAGAUCCAGAUGCUGCUUACACUACUAGGGAAAUAACAGGAACCUAUCAAUCACAGGGAGGCAAGAUACCUAUUCGCUGGACCGCUCCAGAAGCCAUUACAUACAGGAAGUUCACCUCCGCCUCUGAUGUAUGGAGUUAUGGCAUUGUCAUGUGGGAAGUGAUGUCAUAUGGAGAACGGCCAUACUGGGACAUGAGUAACCAGGAUGUUAUAAAGGCAAUUGAGGAAGGCUAUAGACUGCCUCCUCCCAUGGACUGUCCAGUUUCUUUGCACCAGCUGAUGCUGGAUUGCUGGCAGAAAGAGCGUGCCGAAAGGCCAAAGUUCAGCCAAAUUGUCAACAUGCUGGACAAACUAAUCCGCAACCCCAACAGCCUGAAAAGGACAGGAGGAGAGAUAGCCAGACCCAACACCACUCUCCUGGAGCCCAGCAGCCCAGAAUUCACAUCUACCUUGGGAUCAGUUGCCGACUGGCUGCAGGCCAUCAACAUGGAACGUUACAGAGACAACUUCACCGCUGCUGGCUACACCACUCCAGAGGCUGUGGUCCACAUGACACAAGAAGACAUGGCGAGGAUAGGGAUCUCCUCUGCCACACAUCAGGAUAAGAUCCUCAACAGUGCGCAGGGAAUGCUGUCCCAGAUGCAACAAAUGCAAGACAGGAUGGUUCCUGUCUGAACCCAUGGGAUCAGAACACACAAACUCGAAACAUACUUUGGACUUCCUUUUUUAUUUUGGUUCUAAGAAAAUCCAUACCUCAUCCAUGCACUUUAAAUUAACAGAUUU
Messenger RNA from Sinocyclocheilus grahami, 3266 nucleotides. RefSeq names its product ephrin type-A receptor 4-like. Bases 138 to 3158 code for a protein of 1006 amino acids. Lineage: Eukaryota; Metazoa; Chordata; Actinopteri; Cypriniformes; Cyprinidae. Gene Ontology annotation, molecular function: transmembrane-ephrin receptor activity; protein binding; ATP binding. The record is from RefSeq and is a predicted model, not a curated record. Gene Ontology annotation, cellular component: dendrite; plasma membrane. Gene Ontology annotation, biological process: protein phosphorylation; ephrin receptor signaling pathway; axon guidance. The transcript is spliced from 17 exons.